CUUUUCACGGCGUUUAAUUUUAAGCAACGUCCGCUCAUAAUAGAAUUUUUUUAGCUUGAAGUAUUUCAUUCUCGUUUUUAUUGGAUAUCUAUAAGCAAAAUGGUUGUGCGACCUUAUAAUGAAGAAUUAAAAUAUCUUGAGAAGAUCAGCGACUGCUGCUGGCGAAUAAAAAAGGAAUUUCAGCCGAAUAUGAAAGUAGAAGGCUGCUUCUAUGUAAACAGCCGGCUAGAACGGCUCAUGUUAGAAGAGCUAAAAAAUUCAUGUAGACCUGGGGCCGUUGGCGGCUUUCUGCCGGGUGUAAAGCAAAUAGCAAAUGUCGCAGCGUUGCCGGGUAUUGUAGGGCGUUCCAUCGGACUCCCGGAUAUUCAUUCUGGUUAUGGAUUUGCUAUCGGAAAUAUGGCUGCAUUCGACAUGAACGAUCCUACAUCAAUUGUAAGUCCGGGAGGAGUCGGCUUUGAUAUUAACUGCGGUGUACGAUUACUGCGGACAAAUCUUUUCGAAAAAGAUGUUCAACCAGUUAAAGAACAAUUAGCGCAAUCUCUUUUCGAUCAUAUUCCUGUUGGUGUUGGUUCUAAGGGCAUUAUUCCCAUGAAUGCCCAUGAUAUGGAGGAGGCUCUAGAAAUGGGGAUGGAUUGGUCUCUCCGUGAAGGAUAUGUUUGGGCAGAAGAUAAAGAGCAUUGUGAAGAAUAUGGGCGAAUGCUAAAUGCAGAUCCAUCCAAGGUUAGUUUACGUGCAAAAAAACGUGGACUACCUCAAUUGGGAACGUUAGGUGCUGGCAACCAUUAUGCAGAGAUUCAAAUUGUUGACGAAAUAUAUGAUAAAUGGAGUGCUAGUAAAAUGGGUAUUGAGGAAAAAGGUCAGGUAUGCGUUAUGAUACACUCGGGUAGUAGAGGAUUUGGUCAUCAAGUAGCAACAGACGCCUUGGUUCAGAUGGAAAAAGCAAUGAAACGUGACCAGAUUGAGACAAAUGAUCGGCAAUUAGCAUGUGCUCGAAUAAAUUCACAGGAGGGCCAAGAUUAUUUGAAAGCGAUGGCAGCAGCGGCAAAUUUUGCUUGGGUUAAUCGCAGUUCAAUGACUUUCCUCACUCGACAGGCUUUCGCAAAAAUGUUCCAUACAACUCCAGACGACCUUGAUAUGCACGUAAUUUACGAUGUUUCUCAUAAUAUUGCAAAAGUGGAGAAUCAUAUCGUCGAUGGAAAAGAGAAGCAAUUACUCGUUCAUAGGAAGGGAUCCACACGGGCUUUCCCACCACAUCAUCCACUUAUUCCGGUGGACUAUCAACUCACCGGCCAACCCGUAUUAGUGGGCGGUACAAUGGGCACUUGCAGCUACGUGCUAACAGGUACCGAGAGAGGAAUGCAUGAAACAUUUGGAUCUACUUGCCAUGGUGCGGGGCGUGCAUUGUCACGUGCUAAAUCCCGACGGAAUCUAGACUAUAAAGAUGUACUUGAAAAGUUAGAAGAAAUGGGAAUCGCUAUACGUGUAGCUUCUCCCAAGCUUGUUAUGGAAGAGGCUCCAGAAUCCUAUAAAGAUGUGACUGAUGUCGUUGAUACAUGUCAUAUUGCUGGCAUAAGCAAAAAAUGUAUAAAAUUACGUCCAAUUGCGGUCAUUAAAGGUUAGAUGGAAAGGUUAAUGGUAUAAGGUAUAUUUAUUUGAUAAUGAAGAAAUUUCGUACAAAAAGCUUUACAAAUUCCUUCAAAACACUUAAAAUGAUAUUUUGCAGUAAAUAUAAACAGAGUUUA
This is a messenger RNA of Anastrepha ludens (Mexican fruit fly), 1742 nucleotides long. It is a transcript of the gene RtcB, whose product is annotated as RNA-splicing ligase RtcB homolog. Gene Ontology annotation, molecular function: RNA ligase (ATP) activity. The record is from RefSeq and is a predicted model, not a curated record. Gene Ontology annotation, cellular component: nucleus; tRNA-splicing ligase complex. Gene Ontology annotation, biological process: tRNA splicing, via endonucleolytic cleavage and ligation. The coding region runs from base 100 to 1620 and encodes 506 amino acids. NCBI's taxonomy places the organism in Eukaryota, Metazoa, Arthropoda, Insecta, Diptera, Tephritidae. The transcript is spliced from 5 exons.